Messenger RNA from Oncorhynchus masou masou (cherry salmon), 3759 nucleotides. RefSeq names its product protogenin B-like. Lineage: Eukaryota; Metazoa; Chordata; Actinopteri; Salmoniformes; Salmonidae. The record is from RefSeq and is a predicted model, not a curated record. Gene Ontology annotation, molecular function: protein binding. The transcript is spliced from 21 exons. The coding region runs from base 1 to 3759 and encodes 1252 amino acids. Gene Ontology annotation, biological process: cell-cell adhesion.
AUGGCGAUUUUGAGAAGGAAUCGAUACCAGCAGUGUUUGCUGUGUUUUGUUUUGUUUAUUCAACUAUCAGGUGUUUUUUGUUUCAGUGAGCUCUCCUUCAUCACAGAACCCAGUGAUGUUGUAGUAACAACCAGGGAUCCGGUGACCCUGGACUGUGUGGCCCACGGACAGCCUCCCAUCACCAUCAGAUGGCUGAGGAAUGGAGUCCGGGUAGAGGAGAGCAAACGACUACAAAUCCUGUCCAACGGAUCACUGUACAUACCUGAGGUCAGGGGAGAUGGAGAGGAGUCAGACAAAGGUUUCUAUCAAUGUCUCUCUCAGAAUAGAUAUGGAGCCAUAUUAAGCCAAAGAUCCCGACUGACUAUCACAAAUAUCUCACCGUUCGUGGUGCAUCCUGUGCUUUUGGAGGUGACUGAGAGUUCCGUGGCCAGGUUCACCUGUCAGGUGACCUCUAACCCUCCUGCCAGCGUGACCUGGGAGCUAGACCAAAGCACACUACCGCUGGAGACAGACAGAAUCACAGUCCUGCCCAACGGAGUUCUUCAGAUCCACAACGUCCAGCUAGAGGAUGCUGGGAAGUACCGCUGUGUGGCCACCAAUAUCGGCAACCGCGUCAACAGCAGCGAGGCAACGCUGUCCGUUAUCAAACCAGGUGUUGGCCCUAAGCCCCGUCAGAUGCCCCGGAUCGUAGCGGGCCCCCAGAAUGUGACGGUGUCCCUCCACCACACUGUGGUUCUGGAGUGUAUCGCUACGGGCAACCCCAGACCCAUCAUAUCCUGGAGCCGAGCCGACAGUAAACCCAUUGACGUGUACAAUGCCAGGGUGCUGGGCAGUGGGAACCUCUUGAUCAGUAAUGUGAAGCCUCAGCACAAUGGAGUCUACAUCUGUAGAGCCUCCACACCAGGAACUCGUAACUACACCAACGCUGCUGCCAACCUCACCGUGCUCGAGCCUCCGUCCAUGGUGGAGAGGCCAGAGAGCCAGACUCGUCCCAGGGCUGGCACUGCCCGUUUCAUGUGCCAGGCUCAGGGUGUGCCGCCACCUCGCAUCACCUGGCUGAAAAAUGGAGAGGAGGUGCACCUGAACGGCAGGAUCAAGAUGUACAACAGUAAACUGGUGAUCACUCAGAUCAUCCCGGAGGAUGAUGCCAUCUACCAGUGUGUGGCGGAGAACGAGCAGGGCAGCGUUCUGUCCCUGGCACGCCUCAUCGUGGUGAUGUCUGAGGAUCGGCCCAGCGCGCCCAGGAACAUCCACGCUGAAACCAUCUCCUCCUCAGCCAUCCUACUGGCCUGGGAGAGACCCAUCUACAACGCUGACAAAGUCAUUGCUUACUCUGUACACUACAUGAAAGCUGAGGGACUAAACAAUGAGGAGUAUCAGGCAGUGAUUGGCAACGACACGACCAGCUACAUCAUAGAUGACUUGGAGCCAGCCUGGAACUACUCUUUCUACAUUGUGGCCUAUAUGCCAAUGGGAGCGAGCCGUAUGUCUGACCAAGUCUGUCAACACACUCUGGAGGACGUGCCCCUACGUACCCCGGAGCUCAGUCUGACCAGCCACAGCCCUACAGACAUCCAGGUGUCGUGGCAACCCCUGUCCACCAAACUGUCCCGUGGUAACAUCUGGGCCUACCGACUCUCCUACCGCACGGCCACAGACGCCACGGUUUUGUCUGUGGAACUGGCCCAGAACAACACCCAGUACCUCCUCGGUGACCUUCAACCUGAUACCAUCUACCUUCUCCGGAUCUCUGCAGCCACCAGGGUGGGGUGGUGUGAACCCUCCUCCUGGACCUCCCACCGCACUCCCAAAACCUCCAGUAAUAAAGUGCCACCUGCCCCACUGCUGCAGCAACUGGAGCCUCUCAACUGCACCUCCAUCUUGGUUCGAUGGCAGCCAUCUCCAGGCUCCGUGGUCGUCCAGGGUUACCGGCUCUGUUACCAUGAGGAGGGCCAACCAGAACAGCCCUCCAUCCAGCUCCAGCCUGAGGACACAGAAUACACCAUCAGUGGCCUGGACCCAAGGAGGAAAUACCAUGUGAAACUGUUGGCAUUAAGCCUUGUAGGAGAUGGUUACCAGGCCGACCAGACUCUCAGCACCCCAGGAUGUGUCCCGGUGGCCUCCCCUCCAGCCCCGGACCAUGUGAGUGCGGUGGCCAACAGCUCGUCGACGGUGUACCUGCGUUGGAGCCGUCCUGCCUUCGCCUCUAGGAAGGCUGUCAGCUACACAGCUCGCUGCACACCUGUGGGCCUGAUGAACGCAUCAGCCAUACGCUACAUACAGACUGCCAACCAGAGUGUGCUGAUACAGAGCCUGGACUCCAACACUCGCGCUAUGACAGGUAAACAAACCUCUUAUUGUCAACUGGCUAGUCCCUGGAGCGUGGUUGUCCUUCAGAGGACUCUACCAGCAGCGCCCAGCCACCCUCCUGAAGGUGUGAGGGUGAGUCUGAUUGAGGACGGCACAGCCCUGGUUUCCUGGAGAGAACCAGAGGAAAACAACCUGGCAGUGACGCACUACACCAUCCUGUACGCCUCACAGAGGGCCCGGCUGGUCGGAUACUGGCAGACACUGCAGAGGGAGGGAAGUAACACCAUGGCCCUGCUGGAGCGUCUGGAGCCUGGUAACAUCUACCUGGUGAAGAUCUCUGCCUCCAACCAGGUGGGAGACGGGCCCUUCUCUACUACUGUGGAGCUGGCCCUGGGGCCUGGGUCUAGACACCGAGGAAGAGCCCCAGGCACUCAGGCAGUGGCUCCUCCUCAGACACCGCAGGUUAUGUUCUCUGACGGCCUGUACCACACGGAGCAGAAUUCCAUGACCGGGAUCAUCGUGGGGGUCUGCAUCGCUCUGGCCUGUAUAGUGAUGUGUACCAUCAUCCUCAUCAGCAAAGGCAGAUCCAGGAAAUCUUCCAUCUGUAAGAUCAUGGACGUAGUGAACGGUGAGGGAACCCAUGGUCCACAUACUGGUUUGUCCCUGGCCAAUGACCACCAGGCUGAGAACAUAGAGGCCCUGAUGCCCAUGAUGGCACCACACUUCAUUGAUGCCAAGGGUGGGACAAACCUGGUGAUCACAGGAGCCAACCGCAGUGAGAGAUGGCACUUUUUUAAGAGGGAGAGAUACAAUAGAAAUACAAGCCAGGCUGAGAACAGAGCAUGUCUGUACGAGGCAGGGAAGACCGUUCUGUGUUACGAGGAGAAGGAAGGUGCGCCCCCCCUCCAGCCCUCCAGCCUGCAUAUCCUGUUCGGGCCACUAGGGGGCUUGGAGAGCUCCGGGGGUUUCAGUGAGGGAAACAGCUCUGGAACUACUGAGACCAGCGACGGAAGUCAGGAGACAGGAGACUCUGGUCACUACUCCAACGAAGAGAUAAGCAAUGAGAUGAGCAACCCGUCCACCGCCACCUCAGGCCGUAACUCCAGGCCUCCGUCCUUCGGGUCGGAGUUGGAUGACAGCCCAGAGAAGGAAGAAGAAGAAAAGCCUAGUUUUAAAGUGGAAUCUGAGGUGACGCCACCAAGACCUCCCUACCGUCUCCAUCAUGGUCUCCACCAGCCUGGUCAUGACACUGUCCAGCAUCCCUGUUCCCUCUCGGCUGAGGAAGCUGUUUAUCCUGCCCAGGCCACCGUCCAGCAUCCCUGUUCCCUCUCGGCUGAGGAAGCUGUUUAUCCUGCCCAGGCCACCGUCCAGCAUCCCUGUUCCCUCUCGGCUGAGGAAGCUGUUUAUCCUGCCCAGGCCACCGUCCAGUCAACAGGCUCGUCCUGGUGA